AAGAGCCAUCGAUAACAAUUAUAGAUAUAAAAUAGUAGAUGAUAUUUGUGCUGAAACAAAUUUAUAUACUAUAAUUGGUGUUGAUCGAAACUGUAACUCGGAUGAACUUAGAAAAGCUUACAUCAGUAGGUCACGGAUUUGUCAUCCUGAUAAAUUUCCUGAAUAUCCAAAAGCGACUGAAGCAUUUCAAAAAUUGGCAUAUGCUUAUGAAACGUUGAAUAAACCAUCAACGCGUCGUGCUUAUGAUAUAUCAGGAACUAGUGAUCUAGGUAGUGUCAAUGGUACUGGUGACGAAACUUUACAUGGUGUUUUAUAUCAA
This is a messenger RNA of Racocetra persica, 319 nucleotides long. The record is from the annotation of a GenBank genome assembly. NCBI's taxonomy places the organism in Eukaryota, Fungi, Glomeromycota, Glomeromycetes, Diversisporales, Gigasporaceae.